UUAAUUAUAUAAGGACUCAAUACGAGAUGCUAUGCAUACUACUAUACUGGUCAUAUUUCUGCGGCCGCCAUGUUAAAACAAUUUUUUCUAGUGGUCAGUUGCUUGUUGGUCUGGUGUAGCGCUCGAGUUCUAGAAUCCAGACAGGCUGCAACACAAAUCAAUGUCUGCGCUACCAGUGAGGUCCGAGUUUCACAAGGCUCCUAUAUUGAGCUGAAAAGCCCAAACUACCCGAGCCGCUAUCUGGACAAUACCCACUGCCCUGUGACACUUAGAAGUGGACCCAAGGCGCUUGCACUCAGCUUGAGGUUCAGUGAGUUUAUACUUGAAAAUCAACAGACAGCAUGUUCCUAUGAUAGUCUCUGUAUUUACGGAGUCAAAUUUUGCGGAAGCUGGGCCAACGGCCGUGUGUUCCAGUACAUUCUGCCGUCCAACAGCAAUUUUACCCUGGACUUUCUGACAGACAGCUCUGAAACUUUUCGUGGAUUUGACAUUCUAGUCAGCGCUGCUUUAUAUAACAAUGAGGCGGUCAACAUCACAAGCGGCGGAGUGGGCUCUAACAGUGGGCCUCUUCAAUCACAGCUGUUGACAUUACGCAACUUAAACUACCAGGACAAAUGCAAAACCGAUUCAAGAAUCGUCAGCGCCACCUACCCUACAACGUCUUGGUAUUAUGACACCACACCAUCAUAUCAGUACACCACUAACAGCCCAUUGUAUUAUUAUACAACGACAUAUUACCAGUAUACCACUAACAAUCCAUGGAUUUAUGAAACCACAACAAAUUACCAGUACACUACUAACAGUCAAUUGUAUUAUGACACAACGUCAUAUUACCAGUAUACCACUAACAAUCCAUGGAUUUCUGACACAACGUCAUAUUAUCAGUAUACCACUUACAAUCCAUGGAUUUCUGACACAACGUCAUAUUAUCAGUAUACCACUAACAAUCAAUGGAUUUCUGACACAACGUCAUAUUACCAGUAUACCACUAACAAUCCAUGGAUUUCUGACACAACGUCAUAUUAUCAGUAUACCACUAACAACCCAUGGAUUUCUGACACAACGUCAUAUUAUCAGUAUACCACUUACAAUCCAUGGAUUUCUGACACAACGUCAUAUUACCAGUAUACCACUAACAAUCCAUGGAUUUCUGACACAACGUCAUAUUAUCAGUAUACCACUUACAAUCCAUGGAUUUCUGACACAACGUCAUAUUAUCAGUAUACCACUUACAAUCCAUGGAUUUCUGACACAACGUCAUAUUACCAGUAUACCACUAACAAUCCAUGGAUUUCUGACACAACGUCAUAUUAUCAGUAUACCACUAACAAUCCAUGGAUUUAUGACACAACGACAUAUUACCAGUACACCACUAGCAGCCCAUUGUAUUAUGACACAACGACAUAUUACCAGUAUACCACUUACUAUCCAUGGUAUUAUGACACCACAACAAAUUACCAGUAUACCACUUACUAUCCAUGGUAUUAUGACACCACAACAAAUUACCAGUAUGCCACUAACAGUCCAUUGUAUUAUGACACAACGACUUAUUAUCAGUAUACCACUAACAAUCCAUGGAUUUAUGACACAACAACAUAUUAUCAGUAUACCACUUACUAUCCAUGGUAUUAUGACACCACAGCAAAUUACCAGUAUACCACUAACAAUCUAAGAUAUUAUGACACUACGACAUAUUACCAGUAUACUACUAACAGCCCAUGGUAUUAUGAUACAACGACAUAUUACCAGUAUACCACUAACAAUCCAUGGUAUUAUGACACCACGACAUAUUAUCAGUAUACCACCAACUAUCCAUGGUAUUAUGACUCCACAUCCUAUUACCAAUACACUACUGGCUAUCCUUACUAUUACGAAACUAGCACCUAUAACCCAUACUCUACAAAUUACCCCUUGUACGAAGCGUCCACCUACUACCCCUACACCACGGGUUACCCAUGGUACUACCCCAGCACCACAUACUCACCUCCAUUCGCCGCUUUCCCGUCCAAAGAUUACGUGGCCUCUUUAAUCCAGCAGGUCAUCCAGCAGCUGAAUUCAGAGAGGUACAGUCAAGAACAGGCCAGCUUACUGUUGACCCAGUUGCUGCGUUAUUUGGGCUAUUAGUGAACCAUGCGAUGCUGACCGCUUUAAAUUUUUUUCUCUUUUUCCCUCUAUUUCGUUUUCUCUCACCCCCCCCCCCCCUCUCUGUCUUUCUGUUAUUAAAGAUAAAUUUAUUGGUCUAUUUUGAUUCUGUUUCUUUUUAUUUAAAGACCAAAUUAAAGACCAAAUAAAAUUUACCUUCUUUGAAAUAAAUUGCCUAAUAGCUUU
Biomphalaria glabrata is the source of this 2328-nucleotide messenger RNA. RefSeq lists its product as uncharacterized. The record is from RefSeq and is a predicted model, not a curated record. Bases 70 to 2124 code for a protein of 684 amino acids. NCBI's taxonomy places the organism in Eukaryota, Metazoa, Mollusca, Gastropoda, Planorbidae. The transcript is spliced from 4 exons.